Messenger RNA from Thamnophis elegans (Western terrestrial garter snake), 1282 nucleotides. It is a transcript of the gene MDFIC, whose product is annotated as MyoD family inhibitor domain containing. NCBI's taxonomy places the organism in Eukaryota, Metazoa, Chordata, Lepidosauria, Squamata, Natricidae. The record is from RefSeq and is a predicted model, not a curated record. The transcript is spliced from 3 exons. Bases 1 to 717 code for a protein of 238 amino acids.
AUGGGAAAAAUAGUGGAAACUCAGAGGGAACAUUUAGAACAAGAAAGAGAAAAGGAGAAAGAAAAGGGAUUAUAUGAAGAUCAGGAAGAUAUCAUAGAAGAAAAAGAGAUUGAAAAAGAAAAUAAUUUAGAUGAUUAUACUGGGAUUUACAGUUAUAUACCCAAAGGAGACAAGGGAGAAGUGGCCCCCCAAAAGGAAAAUAGCGAAGCACAACCUCAGCGUUUGCCUCAGCCAAAUGCUUUGCCGCUUGACAAGUAUAAGGAAGGAACCAGCAAAAAACAAAAUAGCCCAAGAAGUCUGAAUAGUGAAAGUGGAUUUUGCAGUGGAGUCAAAGUUGAUGCACCAGAUAACCGAAUAUUUUCUGCACCUGUUUCCCAAAAGAUACACAGAAAAAUUCAGUCCAGCCUGUCAGUCAACAUUGAUAGCAGUAAGAAAAGCCCUGCUUGUUCUCAUAAACCAGGUCCUUCUCCUGAAGAUUGCUGUGUACACUGUAUUUUGGCCUGCUUGUUCUGUGAAUUCGUCACCCUCUGUGGCCUCGUCUUGGAGCAAACCUCUUGUGGAAUCUGCCCAGGAGUGGCCGGCUGCUGUGGGGAAGAAACAGGAGAUGACUGCAACUGCCCUUGUGACAUGGACUGUGGCAUUAUGGAUGCCUGUUGUGAAUCAGCAGACUGUUUAGAAAUCUGUAUGGAAUGUUGUGGGAUUUGUUUCCCAUCAUAGCUUUCUAUUUAUUCUGGUUUUUGCUGUUGUUGAGCUUUGAAAAACUAGAGAGGGCUGUUCUCUGCAUCUCUCUAUUUCUAAGAAAUUCUUUCAAAGGACACUAUUAAAUGUGCUCACAGCAACCUGCUACACACUAUUAAUCUCAGUGAAAAAUUGAAGAGAAUUUUUGAAUAGUAGGCCAUAAAGAAUACAUGCAGGACAAAUCAUUCACACAAAUGAAACAACAAUUUGGUGACUGUAUCUGGAAAAAGAAAGAAGGAGAACUUCUUUGAAUUUUUGUUGUUAUUUGAUCUUCCUUUUUAUAGCUGGAUAAUCAAGAAAAUUUAUUUUAAUGAUUCUUGCGUAGAGAAAUUUGAAAUUGUUUUCAAGCAAAUACCAUUUGUUAUGUCUUAGAUAUAUUUUAUGUUAACUGUAAUGCAAAUUAAUUUAUCUGAUCUAGUCAUAUUAUUAAGGUCUGAAGAAUAAUCUUGUUCAUAUUUUAUAGUACAGUGUUGUACAUGUCUAUUCUAAGUAGUGACUGCAUCUUUAAAGUGCUAUUCCAGUGAUGGCGAACCUAUGACACGCG